CCGAUAUCCAUCCCGAAGAACUUGUAAACUGAGUGGCAUGUAGAGAUAAACGUUCUCGAAUUUGUGUUCAAAUUUUUUUUUACUGGUAAAUAACAAUUGGUAUGAAUAAUAAUUUAUGGAUCCUAUAAAACCAAUAUAUAUGCAAUGAAGAGUUAAUUUUUUUAAAUUAAUUUAUAAAAACGCAAUUAUUUUAUAAUGGGGAUCUUAAGACCUGCAUUAGUGAUUAUUGGUGCAAGUACACAACUAUUGCCACAUACUUAUUUCCUAGAACGAUAUAGAAAAUUUAGAGCUAGAUAUGACUUUGAAGAUAAUGAAAUACCAGUUCGAGAAGAUAUUCAACGAAGAUUUGAAGAAGUAGUAGAUGAUUUAAAUCUAUCCUGUUCAUUAAAGAUAGAAAAAGAACGUAUUAAACUUUUUAAUGUUCAUGAUAUAGAAGUAUUUCAUGCUGGAUCAUUAUAUACAAAAUCUGGUGGGGUAGUUGGUAUCCCAGCAAAUUUUGAAUAUGAAAAUAUUAACAGCAUAACUGAUGGAACCAUAUCCAUUCAGUAUCCAGCACUUAACUGGGAUUUAGAGGCGAUUAAGGAAUUCCAUACCUCUUUAGUACUUUCAGAAAAUGCCCAAAAAUUUGCUAUGGCUCGAGAAAUUUUAAAAGUUGCAACAUUUGACCCAAUAUAUAAAUUUUGCAAUGUAUUUGGAGAUAUGAUAAUAGCAAUUGUAGGUUAUGACCUGCUUUAUUCAAAAUUAAAUGGCACUAAACAACAAAAAGUCAUACAAGCUUUCUGUAUAAGUAUUACUGCAAUUGUAACUUUCUUUUUAACCGCACUAACUCAUUCUGCAUUGGAUACAUAUAGAGAAAAAGAAGUCAAUGAAAUAAUGUCUAAACUUGAUAGUAAAUAUAUUCAAGGUGGUGUAGAAUAUUAUGAAAAAUUAUCACAAAAGAACAAAGCCUUAAGAGUAUUAUUGGGAACAAAGGGUACAUAUUUAUAUACACCUACUGGAAAUCAAGUUGGCUUGUUUGGAAUUUCAACAAAACUUCCAAAUUCUGAUCAAAUAAAUUACUUUCAAACAAGAUUGCAGAAUAUUUCAUCACAACUAGUGUAGUAUUUAUUUUUCAAAUAUCCUGUAUAGAAAAUAAUGAUAAUAAAACUGAUAGUGCUUUCUAAA
Frieseomelitta varia is the source of this 1164-nucleotide messenger RNA. Its product is annotated as transmembrane protein 177. The transcript has 4 exons. Lineage: Eukaryota; Metazoa; Arthropoda; Insecta; Hymenoptera; Apidae. Bases 196 to 1101 code for a protein of 301 amino acids. The record is from RefSeq and is a predicted model, not a curated record.